AUGGUCUUGGGGUUCCCUUGUCAGAGCUGGAUCUUCGUGGCCACUCUUCAUAGACACGGAGGAGACGUAUUCGAAACCCCCAAUGGAUCGAGUUUGGCGCUGAUAACCAUAUUCGAUGUGGAUUCCCGCAUGGUCUAUCUCUUCCGGACCCACCUAAUGUUCUACCAGCAAUUGCAGUCCCUCCGUCGCGAGAUGAGAGUCGUCGCGAUUAACCGAUGGAUAGUCACUUUUGGACCAGAAUUCUAUUUGAUUUAUGAAAUUAAAUCACAAUCACCAUUUUUGACACAUUUGAAUUGA
This is a messenger RNA of Caenorhabditis remanei, 297 nucleotides long. RefSeq lists its product as uncharacterized. The record is from RefSeq and is a predicted model, not a curated record. The transcript has a single exon. NCBI's taxonomy places the organism in Eukaryota, Metazoa, Nematoda, Chromadorea, Rhabditida, Rhabditidae. The coding region runs from base 1 to 297 and encodes 98 amino acids.